CAGGCCUCCUGUAUGAUCUGCUGUAUUCUUAAUGUUAAAAUUGGGGAUCGAGUGGACCAAAUAUGUCAACCCAUUGUCAUCCCGUCCCCCAGUCCUGACACUGCCUACAGCUGGGGUGGUCUCUCCAAGGUGGACAGCGCACGAUGGGACGUGUUUAAUCUCACCAGCGAAGAGCUUACUAUGAACGGCACUUCUGGCAAGCAGCCAAUUCUAUUUAUCGCCUCGUUUGCCGUGCCCUCCGAAACGAAACAACUGCGUAAAAUUUCACCCGUGGGAUUUUCUGUGAUGUUCCUGGACGACGAUAGACCCUGUUCCUUUGGUUACUGCAAGGCUGGAAUCUGCAAGGAGUCGAACUUUGGCCGAGUAGCUCGCCUGUGGCCCUGGUUUACUUACUUUGCUGAAAGCCAAUGGACCGUUGUUUUAUGGGACAAUGUCGUCAUCGCGGUAAUACUACUCAGUCUUUCAAUUUGGAUACCCUGCAGCGUACUUCUAAAUCAUUUGGAGGAACUUAUUUUCGUUCGUGAUCGCAACGGCAAGGUGCAUUUUCUCCAGUACCUUAACACGGCCCAGAUCCGUAAUACAAGGAUCAUGAAACACUAA
Molecule: messenger RNA, 600 nt
Organism: Dibothriocephalus latus
Lineage: Eukaryota; Metazoa; Platyhelminthes; Cestoda; Diphyllobothriidea; Diphyllobothriidae
Source: the annotation of a GenBank genome assembly